UUUGGCAUUGGUCACGGCAUUGCUUUACAGCUCGGGGAGGCAGGGGCCACAGUUUACAUCACAGGCAGAACAUUAACAUUACCCCCAGGUGAAGAGUCGGUGGGAAGUUGUCUGACAGACACAGCAAAAGAAAUUGAAAGCAGGGGAGGUAAAUGUAUUCCAGUUCAGUGUGACCACAGCAAGGACGAAGAUGUGGAGAAUCUGUUCCAGAGGCUCAAGUCUGAACAGAGUGGACAGCUGGACCUACUGGUCAACAAUGCUUACUCAGCUGUCACAGCCAUUAUGAAAAAUAUAGGAGUGCCAUACUGGGAGCAACCAAUGAACAUGUGGGACACAGUGAACAACGUAGGAUUAAGGAACCAUUAUCUGUGUGCUGUUCAUGCUGCCCGCCUCAUGGUGCCGCGAAAGCAGGGGUUGAUUGUCAACAUUUCAUCUGUGGGAGGACUGAGAUAUUUGUUCAAUGUACCCUACGGCAUUGGAAAAGAAGCCUGUGAUAGAAUGGCAGCUGAUUGUGCCAUGGAGUUGAAGAAACACAAUGUGGCUUUUGUCAGCUUAUGGCCAGGUAUAGUGAAAACAGAACACAUGCUGAGUAACUCUGAAAAAUUGGAUGAGAAGACACUGGAAAAGGCAGCAGGACCUGAUUCCCCAAUCAAAAUUGAUAAAAAUAAGAUGAAGGAAAUGUUACAAAAUGCGGAGUCUACUGAGUUUGCUGGGAAAUGUAUUGUCCACCUAGCACAAGACCCAAAUAUUAUGACAAAAUCUGGACAUAUUUUAAUGACAGCAGAGCUAGCCAGGGAAUAUGGAAUAACGGACAUUGAUGGUCGGACAAUUCCAAGCAUGCGCCAAGUAAACCAGUUUCCUGGUGCAGGGCUCCUGCCAAACUGGAUCCGGCUCCCUAAAUGGAUGAUGGCACUCGCUGGCAACAAGUUUUAAUUGGAAAAGAAUUACAUGUUCUAUGUGAUCUCUAUUAUCUCUGUAUAAAUACUUAAUUUGCCCAUAAAUGAGAAGAAAUUAAUUUUACAUGUACAAAUACACUCAAAUGACUUGUCUUUAGAUAUUUAUAUAUACAUGUACAUGUGUAUAUUGAAAUGUAUGACUUGUCCUCAAAUGUAUUAUAUUCAUUUGUGAAUUUUAAAUGUGCAGCUUGACCUCAAAUAUUGUAAAUUAAUCAUGAAUUUAAUGUAUGACUUGUCCUCAAAUAUUGUAAACUUAUUUACCAUGAUGUGUACCAUGUUUACCAUAAAUAUAAUUAUUUCUCUCCACCACUGGGAUCAAUACUAGUAUCUUUUUUCCCAAAAGGUUGUAAGUUGAAGAAAACUAAAUAUAUGUACAUGAAACACAGAAUUUAUAUAUAUUUUUUUUGAGAUUUAUGUAUAUUUGUAUGUUUUGACUUUUUACCAUGUUUACUGUUCAGAGGUGUUAAAUAUCAAAAUUGAUUUAAUUUAAUAUAAAAUUAUCUAGUAAUUGAA
Molecule: messenger RNA, 1469 nt
Organism: Saccostrea cuccullata (small rock oyster)
Lineage: Eukaryota; Metazoa; Mollusca; Bivalvia; Ostreida; Ostreidae
Product: dehydrogenase/reductase SDR family member 1-like
Exons: 9
Source: RefSeq, a predicted model, not a curated record